AUGGGUGGAUGUAUCGGAAUCACUAGAAGCAGGAGCGGUCCUAUUGAAGAGUCUUCAGGGACGGUGUCACGACCAAAUUCGGGUGGUUUACGAAAAAAUCAGUCACUGUGCCAUGAGACAAUACGAUGGAAAUCCGACGUGCCAUUAACAGAAGGUCAGUUGAGAAGUAAGCGGGAUGAAUUCUGGGACACGGCACCGGCGUUCGAAGGUCGUAAGGAGAUCUGGGAUGCUUUGCGAGCGGCCGCCGUCGCCGCUGAAGCUGUGGAUUUUCAGCUUGCACAGGCGAUUCUUGAUGGCGCGAGCGUUUCGGUGCCCAACGGAUAUCUCACAGAAUGUUAUGAUGAGUGGGGCACGAGGUAUCAGGUACCAAUAUACUGCCUAUCUGCACCAAUUAACAUGGUAAAAGAAGCUAGUGGCCGAGAUUCACCAGCUGACUGUUCUGAGCCUGUUGAGGGUGGGUCAGAGAUGGCAUUAAGGUUGCGGCUGUCUACCACUUGCAAAGAUUUGAUACUGCCUGUUGGCUCUAGGCACACAAUUGCUCAUUGCAAGGCCAAGUUACAUGCACAAGAGGGUAUUGAAGUAUGGAGACAACGCUGGUUCUAUGGAGGAAAGUCAUUGUUAGCACUGAUCCUCAUCCACCCAGCUAGUUGUACAAAGAUGAAUAUUGGCAAUUGUUUAAAUCCAGACAAUGAAACAAAUUAA
Messenger RNA from Leptosia nina, 702 nucleotides. The record is from the annotation of a GenBank genome assembly. Lineage: Eukaryota; Metazoa; Arthropoda; Insecta; Lepidoptera; Pieridae.